AUGCAAUUUACACUUCAGGAUAUUUCACGGUACGAUUCGUUACCAGUCGGAUUGGAUAUUGGAACGUUGAAUUCUUCCAUCAGCGUGUACCGAAAUCAUGAAUUCCGCACGAUCGAGGAUGAUACUGGGAAGAAGCGCAUACACACAUGUGUCGCGUUUCAGUCAAAUCGAAGAAUGUGUGGAUCGUUGGCUUGGUCUUAUCAAUCCGAUUCCUACGAAACAUGCUACUUUGAUUUCAAGCGAUUCAUCGGCCAACGACUCUCCUCAGAGGAUGAUGCGGCAAAUAUUAUUGCCAAGCUUCCAUAUACCGUCCGUUAUGAGCGAGAAAAUGGCAACUUACAGUUUUCGGUCGUAAUUUCAGGGAAUCGGAUCUGGGUUACCGCGGAGCAGUUAAUGAUAAUGUAUCUGAAACACUUGCAAAGCUUAAUAGUACAAAACGCGCACAAAGACAAUUUGCUAUGCGUGCUUGGUGUACCGGUAAGUUACACGAAAUGUCAAAGGGAUGCAUUGCUUUCCGCAUGCAAAGUUGCCAAUCUAAACGCAGAACUCUUGGACGAGACCAUAGCAAUUGCCACGGGUUUCGCACUCUCACAACCUCAAAUACACGUCGGGUCCAGUUUCGAUCGUCAGGUGGCUUUGAUCAGCAUUGGAUACAUGCACACGCAAGUUGCGAUAUGUGAAUUUAAGCCUCAGUUUGUGCGAAUCCUGGCCACAUCAUCUGAUCCUGAUCUGGGCGGGUUUCAUUUUGACCGAAUACUUUGUGACUUGAUCUGUGAAGCUGUAAAAAGAACCCAUCCUGAUAAGUAUGCCCAGAUUGAAUCACGCAGAUUAUUAGUUCACAUUAUGGCCGCAUUAGAUGACGUUAAGAAGUGCUUGAGUCGGGACGACUGGCAAAUUUCCGUCCGAAUCACUGAUCUAUUCCAAGUUGAAAGUGCGAUCGUCGAACUCACGCGUUUCUCAAUUCAGACCAAAUGCACAAAUUUGUUGAACCGUCUGAAGGAAACCAUACUGAUAUGUUUACGAGCUCCUGGUGUCUGUUCUGACCGAAUUGACAGCGUUCAAUUGAUCGGUGGCACAUGUCGCAUGCGGGAGAUUGUGGAUACGGUUAAACACGCGUUUGGGAAGAAGAUCAAUACCAGUUUUCAAGGUGAUGACCUCGUCGCUAACGGUUGCGCUUAUCAUGCUGCCGCAAAAACAGGAAGUUUCCAGACUUCGAUCACCGUGUUGGAGAGUGCCGGUGCACUGUCUGAAGAACAAAUUCAGCACUACCGCUCAGUUGAGUCCCAAAUCACGCAGUUAGACGAGCUGGAAAAAGCGGCACAGGAACGUGUGAAUGCAUUGGAAGAAAGCACAUACAUCGCCGAAGAUGUUGCACAACCCGGAGCAUUGCCAUACGUGUUUGAUCAUGAACUGAAGGAGUACAGGGAAAGUGUGGAAAAAAUCCGUACUGAUAUUUGGUUGAAGGGGUUUGAUCGCAGCAUUCAGGAAUGCAAUCGAGUUAAGCGCGAGCUGUCGGAAAUGGAACAAAAGAUCCGACACAUGUCUGAAGUACGCCAACGUCUUAUUGCUUUCUUAUUAAAGGUGAGUAUUUGCAUCGACUGCAACACGGACAGAAAGGUUCAUGUUACACAAUUCAAUGAUCACUUAUACAAGGUACUUUCAGCCGUGUUACUCAACACUGAAGUCUGGCUAUUUCAUUCUCGCUGGGGAGAAACAGUGGCGAAUAUACUCACUACAUACACCGUGAUUAAAACCGGUCUGGGAAUUGUUUAA
This is a messenger RNA of Echinostoma caproni, 1773 nucleotides long. Lineage: Eukaryota; Metazoa; Platyhelminthes; Trematoda; Plagiorchiida; Echinostomatidae. The record is from the annotation of a GenBank genome assembly.